UAAAGCCGCACAUUUAUGCAGAGUCUUAUAAAUAACUUAAAUUAGCAAAAGCUGCUCUAUUUAAGAUAUAAACGCGCUUUGCGAAACGUUCCUUAGCUCGACCGUUUCAAAACAAGAGGAUCAGAAGCAGAACAAAGUACGGAGCAGAGCGAUUUGGUACAAUGGCUGGCGUGUUGUUUGAAGAUAUAUUUAAUGUGAAAGACAUGGACCCGGAGGGCAAGAAAUUUGAUCGUGUAUCCCGCCUGCACUGCGAGUCCGAAUCAUUUAAAAUGGACCUCAUAUUGGAUAUUAAUUCCUGGCUCUAUCCAAUGGAACUGGGCGACAAAUUUCGUCUGGUGCUGGCUACCACAUUGCGUGAAGAUGGCUGUCCCGACAGCGGCGAAUAUAAUCCUAUGGAGCAUGAGGGUUCGAGAGCUGACAGCUUUGAGUACGUAAUGUACGGCAAGAUCUACCGAAUUGAGGGCGACGAAGCGUCUAACGAGGCAUCGCGACUGUCUGCCUAUGUUUCAUUUGGUGGACUGCUUAUGCGGCUGCAAGGAGAUGCCAACAAUUUGCAUGGCUUUGAGGUGGACCAACACAUGUAUUUGCUGAUGAAACGCUUGGCUUUUUAGGGAUCAGUUCUUUUAAUAAAUAAUAAUAUGACGGAUAAAAUUGAUUUAUAACCAAA
Messenger RNA from Scaptodrosophila lebanonensis, 667 nucleotides. It is a transcript of the gene Rpb8, whose product is annotated as DNA-directed RNA polymerases I, II, and III subunit RPABC3. Bases 162 to 611 code for a protein of 149 amino acids. Gene Ontology annotation, cellular component: RNA polymerase II, core complex; RNA polymerase I complex; RNA polymerase III complex. The transcript has 2 exons. Gene Ontology annotation, biological process: DNA-templated transcription. Gene Ontology annotation, molecular function: DNA-directed RNA polymerase activity. NCBI's taxonomy places the organism in Eukaryota, Metazoa, Arthropoda, Insecta, Diptera, Drosophilidae. The record is from RefSeq and is a predicted model, not a curated record.